Messenger RNA from Aspergillus caelatus, 500 nucleotides. RefSeq lists its product as uncharacterized. NCBI's taxonomy places the organism in Eukaryota, Fungi, Ascomycota, Eurotiomycetes, Eurotiales, Aspergillaceae. The record is from RefSeq and is a predicted model, not a curated record. Bases 6 to 206 code for a protein of 66 amino acids. The transcript has 3 exons.
GCACAAUGAAUCUGUUCAGUAUCCUCACCCUUUCUGCCCUCCUCAGCAUGGCCAAUGCAGUAGCCAUCUCCCGGGAUACCAGUCCUGCUACUCCGAAGGAGUUUAGAGUCCUCAACAGAUGUCACAACAUCUGCACCGGACACAACGACUGCCCAGAGAGCUGUCCCUGUGACAUGCACAACAUCUGCGCACCCAAAUCGAAAUAAGAACGGUUACACGCAACUGAACUCAGUCUUUUCAUAGCUCAAAUGACUGCUGUCGAGUCAGCACUCCGCGUCAUACUGAUACUUCAGCUGGAAACACUGGACUGGAUCCAUCGAAAUAUCACCGAUGACCCGGACAAUGGUGUCUGGUUGACGGUUGCUUCUACUUUACUUUAAUUUGUCUUGAACCAGCCUUGAUAGUCUUGGUCGCUUGGACGGGCGGUUUGUACUGGCUUUAGUAUAAAUCAAGUGGUUGGUUCAUUGGGUCUACGUUGUUAUUGAGCUUAGUGAUAAUAG